GUGAACAAAUUAGUCAUGUUUUAAGAAUGAUGUUCGGAUUGAUUUCGGGUAUGGUGAAAGAUCCUUCGAUGAAUGAUCAACUUGAAGCUACUAGAUUAGCGAUUAUCAGACUUGAAGAAAGUUUACAUACCGAUCAAAGAAUCGAUCCUUCAAGUUCUAAUGAUCAAUUCCAAAGGUUUAGUGAAAAUCAAAACGCUUAUCAGGAUCAGGAUCAACAUCAGGAUCCGAAUCGAGAUGAAGAACAUGAUGAAAUAGAAGAUGAAGAAAUGGAAGAAGUCGAAGAUGAAGAUGAAGAUGAAGAAUUAGAAGAAACUGAAGAAACUGAAAUCGAAAGUGAUCUUAGUCGAGAUUCUAGAUCGAUUUAAGUCAUCUUCUUUUGAUCAUAUCAUCCAUUCUCUUUUUUUCUUUUGUCAACGGUUUUUGACACGAUUUGUCAAGGUUUUUUUUCAUCUGAUUUUUUAAUCUAGAGAGAUAAAAUCUUAUAAACAAAAUAGAUGUUGAUUUUUGAUAAAUUGAAUCUUGUUUUUUUAUUGACUCUUUUUGUGGGACACAGUAGGGAGGUUUUUUUUUACUUAGAGUUGAUUUGUUUCAUAUUAGGUUUUUUGGGGGGCUUUGAAUUUUGUUUUUGUUUUUGGUCAUUGAAAAAAAAAACUCAAAAAGUAUAAAUAAUUGUAGAAGAAAUAAUUUAAAGAAGUGAUCCUUAGAUUUAGAUCUAGAUUAGAUUUUAUUUAAAAAGAUGAUUAUAAAGAAUUUUAUAAUUUUACAUUG
Molecule: messenger RNA, 768 nt
Organism: Melampsora larici-populina 98AG31
Lineage: Eukaryota; Fungi; Basidiomycota; Pucciniomycetes; Pucciniales; Melampsoraceae
Exons: 2
Coding region: 27-365 (112 amino acids)
Source: RefSeq, a predicted model, not a curated record